Messenger RNA from Penicillium cataractarum, 3291 nucleotides. Its product is annotated as sporulation-specific 71 family protein. Gene Ontology annotation, biological process: ascospore-type prospore membrane formation; protein localization to prospore membrane. NCBI's taxonomy places the organism in Eukaryota, Fungi, Ascomycota, Eurotiomycetes, Eurotiales, Aspergillaceae. The transcript is spliced from 3 exons. Gene Ontology annotation, cellular component: prospore membrane. The record is from RefSeq and is a predicted model, not a curated record. The coding region runs from base 1 to 3291 and encodes 1096 amino acids.
AUGAGCACAUCAGGCCAGCCCAACGGGUCGGCGCCCACAGAGAGCACUCCUCCGUUGCAAGAUGAGCAGUACCAGGGCUUGCAAGAAGGGUCCCAUACGGAGCAAAAGCUGCGCCAUGCCUCCGCUCAUCACCUAUACAUGACCAGUCGGCGCUUCUUUAUCGGACCGAUUCCAGAGGGUUGGAUCAAUGGACACCGAAAGUCAUGGUAUCGCUCACGACUACGGUUCAAGAACUACACAUCUCAGACGCUUUCGUUUUCUGUCGACCCUGUGACAUCCCAUUACACCCAACAUGAAAUUGACCAUGCGGACACCCCUGCGGGUGAUACGGAGGAGGAGGAGGUUGCCAUCACACUCAGCAAUACGAAUGAGGAGUCUGCGCCAGAAGAUGAAAGUGCAGAAGAUACGCAAGAAGCUACUGAUGAGCCAACGGGGGAGCUGCGGACUCUCUCCCACCCCAUGGAGGAGACGGAGACUAUUGAAUCGCUGUCUGAAGAUGAGCCGUCUUCUGAAGAGGACUCCGAUGCAACACCUCGAGCAAGUACGCAAAUGGGCAUCGGAAGAACCGACGAUAUAUAUGACAAUGGAGAGGCCGCUUCAUCAUUCGUGACAGCGAGGGAGAAUAUGACAAGUUCUGUGGACACCGUCCGGACGUUGUCAACUAUUCAGCCAAACAGACCGAUACCAAGCCAGCGAUCCAAAUCACAAAAGUCCCAGCACCUGACGUUUACUGGGGAUAGCAAUCCGAGCCCACUGGCCUCAAGUGCUUCUGCAGUGCCAAGUGAAGCAGAUUCUACCACGCAGUUGCUCAAGACCAGACCAAGAAAUACAAAAAGGAUGAAGAGCAAAGCUUCGGGUGUAUCUCGAUUUACACUCGACCGACAGGAGCCGCAAAAUGAAGAUGACUCUGAACCAGAAGAUUCAGGACGCAAUGGGCCAAUACAGCGAAAGAUCACCCAGAAGAUGGCAAAGUUUAACCUGGAUGACAAUGUCAUGGACAAGCAACAGAGACUGCGCUCUCGAAUUGCCAGAACCCAGGGAACAAUUUCUGCAAACCGUCCGCGUCGGCGCCAAGUCCAAGAUGGAGAAAUCAUCAAAGCAGAGAAAAUGCUGGUUUCUGUCGAAGAGACCCUACAAGAUACGCUGCCAGAGGAUUACACCGAGAACGAUUCCUUGAGGAUGGAAACACGAACCGUGGACAAAUGGCGAGAAUUUCUAGUCGUUUGUCGGAAAGGUUCAACUGUAGAUACCCCGUUUGCAUUGCAAAUGUACCGAACCCGUGUGAUUCCAGAUGCCCAGAGCCCGCACAACAAAUCGAAACCCUACUAUGAAGUACGGCUCAACCACAAAGACACCAAGGUCAACCUCUAUUCGGCUCUCGACAAGACUAUUGUGAUCUGGCAUCCAUGCAGGCACGGCACCAAAAUCCACAUUAUCCGUCCCAAGUCGACAGUCCAUGCCGCCGAGUGGUACACCUUCAUCAGGCAGAUACUUGGCUGGCGGCGUCCAAGCAAGCUUCCCAUCAAUGUUCCUGAUCUCGGCGUUUCACUGGUGUUCAAACACCCUUUCGAUCAACUGGAGGCGGAGCUUGGCGUGAAGGGUAAUGAUAAUCGCCACACUACAAUAUUGAGGCGAGCUGCAGCACAAGACAAACUUGCAGCUUCAGUUAUUAUCAAGGGCUGUGUUGAAAUGCUUGAGGGUCGCCCCGAGUGGUCCGAAGUUCUCAAGGUUUGGUCAAAAACAGAAAAGAUGGGUCUUGCCUGGAAGCGGUAUGAUCGCCUUGAAUGGAUAUUUGGUGCGAAUGAGGAGAACAUGUACGGCACUAUCGCCAUGCAGUCAACACACGAGCUCGAGCUUCGACCACGAUAUCAUUAUCCUACGACCAUAAAGAGCGCAGGUGCCAAAGAAGUGGAGCCUCCACCAGUCGAGGGUUUCUUGAUUCGACUUACCUCACAAAAGGGGCUGCAUCAACGUAUGAACAAGAUGUUCUACAAACGACUGUACUUCUACUCACAGGAUCACUUUCUACUAUUUUGUCGACCGGCAAAAGCAUAUCCACCCACACCGCCAAGAUUAGCCCCGAUGGAGGAGUCGAGUAUUCCUUCUGCUCGCCAGAUAAUGGAGGUGAUGCCAAUGUCUUGGGACAUUGAGCCAUAUCCCAUUCAGGAUGGCGAAAUCACAUGGCUGACCAAUGGAAAUCACGAAUUUGUUCAGCGGCACGACGAGGAGGCAUAUGCCCAACUGCAGAGAAAUGUGCACAAUAUCGGGCAGGCCGAUGGGUACAUUGACCUUUGUAAAGUACGCGAGGUCCGUAACAUGCAGCUCGGGAGUAGUUCUGCGGACCCGAACAUUUCAGAAGGGCCUGCUGUGGACUUCCACCCCGAACCAGAGGAUACUCGUCGAGAUGACGGUACAACCAAGGAUUUCGAACAUGAUCGGACGUUUGAACUGGUGCUUGAGAAUGGUCUCGUCAUUCGCCUGCAGGCAUAUGAUGCUGCCACGAGAGACGAAUGGGUUAAGCGAUUGGGUGCGCUGGUGAAGUAUUGGAGAACUCGCAGCUUCGACGAUGUUGCCGAACUCCAAGCUAUGCGCCAGCGGAACUUGAAGCUGUUGGAGAUUGACGAAGAAAUGGAAUCGAUCAUGGGCCAGUUUGCACAGAAGUGGGAGGUUAAGAAGGCUGAGACCUCUCCACAUCUACACAAUAUGUGUGCGUUGUCUGGUUGUCGGCCGAUCAAGAUGUCUGGUCAACUCUAUCGCAAGCCCCGUCGCCACUCCACCUUCACCAAAUGCCAUGUGAUUCUCACCUCAGGAAAACUCGUCAUCUUCCGAAGCACGCUUCGUCAGCGCAAUGGUACUGAAAUCCCCCAUAUUCACCAAGAUCAUGAUGCUACCAUCGACCUAAGCGACUGCUACAUCUACUCUGGUCUAGCCACUGAGGCCGACCUUCUCUAUGCCAACCAGACAUUCGACAGCAAUAACCCAGGCUUGCGCGCCCUCCCACGGGUUUAUCUUGCGUCAGACACAUUCACUAGUCGAGAUGAGGAUUCGGCUAUCACAUUUGUGAUUUGGCAACCUUUGCGAAAAAGCUACUUCCGUGCUGAAGAGAGAGGCGCAAAGGGUAAAGCCACCCGAACUUUGCGACAUGUGUCGGCCCUUGGCAAACAUGGUCGUACGAUUGUUUUCAAGGCUCGUAGCCGUGUCGAGAAGGACCGCUGGGUUUUGAGUAUCUCGUCAGAGAUUGAUCGUUUGCAACAGGAGAAGCAGGAGGAUAUUCGGAUUGUCUCUUUAUAA